AUGCGCUCCAGCAUCGCCUGCUCCCGCUGCCGCCGGAGCAAGAUAAAGUGCGUCAAUGCCGGCAUCGAUACCACCUGUCGAGCCUGCGAGUCCUCCGGGAGAGACUGCUCCUAUCCAACUCCAGCAGCCGCCGGUGGCUGUCACCCGGCCGGUGUCAAACGGGAUAUCACAGCCUCGUCCGGAGUCGACGAUGAACGCGGCAACGCCAACGCCAACGCCAACGGUAACGGCAACGGUAAUGGCCAUGGCCAUGGCGAAUGGGAUAACCCUAAGCGGCAGCGCAACAGGAAGCAUGCCAACUCUUCCAUCUCAUCCAAGGAGGCCAUGGUGAAGCAGAAUUACAUGCUCGCCCUUGACUCCGUCAUCCUCACUCCCAAAGUAUGGGAGACCCUAUUCGACCUCUUCCAACAGCACUUUGCGACCAUAUUGCCCUUCUUGCACCCGGCUACCUCGCUGGCUCAGAUCCGUCACCUCACAGGCGCUUCCUAUGCUUCUACCACCACCCCUGCUUCUUCUACUACCACCACUGUCGACGGACAGCCGGCUGCUGUCGACAAGUCACAGAGCCCGGCACCGAGGUCAGAGGUGUCUCCGCUGAUUCUGCUGGGCGUCUUGACCCUGACUGCCAGGUUUCAUCCACAGCUAGCUCAGCACCACUCGCCUUCUUCUCCGGUCAGCCCAUGCAACCCAACCAUGGCCUCGGAGUUCUACGCCAAUGUCUUGCGGGCACGACUGGCGGGGACUGACGGUGCCGAUAUCACCAUCACAGACCUCAGCCGAGUCCAGGCUCUGCUCAUGCUAACCUUGCAUGAAUGGGGGAUGUGCCGUGGCAAGAAUGCAUGGAUCUAUCUGGGAAUGGCUGUCAGGAUAUCUCAGGCUAUGGGGCUGUCCUUUGAGCCUGCCGAAGAGGAGACAGCAUACUACUCUUACUCGUCCCGUCGACCAUCUAUGCAUGCGGAAAUCGACCAGCAGAAUCAGCAAAAGGAACAGCUCAAUUCGGACGAGCUCAUCGAUCAGGAGACCAAGAGACGGACAUUCUGGAGCUGUUUCAUCCUCGAUAGAUGUCUGAGCAACGGCAGAUUACGCCCGCGUAUGCUCAGAGUGCGCGAAAUUGGAAUUCAACUGCCCAGCGAGAACGCGUUUGCCUUUGGUGAGCGAGUAAAGACGUCCUUGCUUAGUGACGGAAACGGUGGGAGGAACGGGACCAGUCGACGCUCGCAGAGCUUUGAUUCCCGCGGUGGGACGGCCACCACCACUAAUGGAGUACAGAUACCCAGCUUGAGGCAGUCCAUCGGAUACGGCGAGGAUGUAAAACUGCGAAACGGCGGCGAGUCCAAACAGUGGCCACCGCUUCCUAGCCACAGAAGCGACGGACUUGGAGACAGGAUUGAUCGGUGGGAGGUCGGUGUGGAGGAGUGUGUAUUGGGCCGACUAGUUCGAAUCAUUCGAAUUUGGGGAAGCGUUGCGAAAUGGGCUUGUGACGGCGGCAGAAGAUCUGACCAGUGCCCACCAUGGCACCACGAGUCCCGGUUCAACCAGCUCAGGGACCAGUUGCUGGAAUUCCAAGAAGGCCUCUACAGGAAUCUACAGUACAGCACUCGCAAUACUGAUACCCACAUAAUGUACAAAAAUACACUGGCCCCAUACGCUCUCAUGCACAUAAUCUAUUUCCUUUCAGUCAUUGUCCUACAUCGCGCAUACCUGCCUUUCCUCCCACUCCGACCCAUGGAUCCACAGGGGCCCCUGGACGAGCCCUCGUAUCCGCCCGAGAGGUACAGCGUGCCCGACAGCUUCUGGAAAGACAGUGCACGCGAACUAUUUCGCGCAGCAAGACAGAUGGUGGAACUUGUUCGCACCUGUCAUGAACGUGGUGUGCUCAUGGAGACACCCCUGGUGGGCUUUGCAAUUUACAACGCUGCUUUCAUAGGCGUAUAUGCAGCUCAUUUCAACCACAUGGAUCAGGAGGGCUAUCUAUGUCUAAAGCCAAACUCCCACGAUGCCGUUGCUUCCUCUCCAGGUGGUACAGCAAUGUCCAUGGGAGCGGGAAGUCAGGGCCAGGCUGAUGUGCGGAAAGCCAUUGAGAUUCUCGGUGAGAUGAGGCCUCGGCUGAAAAUGGCAGUCGGCUGGUUCCGAACUGUCCAUCGGUUACAUGGCUAUUUCUGCAAGGUCAAGAGAGACCAGAAGCAGCGUUCCUGGCGGAAGCUGGACAUGAACAGUGCGGAUAACCACUACCAUAACAACAGAGCCAACGCCCACCACAACCGCUGCUCUUCUUCCUCGCUGAUUGCUCUGAGUAAUCUAUAUGAGGAACUCAAGCAGCUGGACAAAGUGCUCAUGGAGCUAGGUAGCACUGAGGACCAAACGCCCGAAAUGAACGGGUCGGAUGACGAUGUGGCUGCGAUGUUAUCUGCGAAUCUGGUGGAGCAUAGUGAGACGGCGAGCAACAUUGUGAAAAGCGAACCGGGUGACGGCCCAGACGCUCCCCAUGGCAGCGAGGCGAACAAUCAUAGCCACGUUGUUAAUGGUGGGCUGCAGCGAGAGUCAUGGGUACCCGUUAACAACAGCAGCAGCAGCAACAACCCUGUUCACUCACUCGUCACACCUCACUCCCUUGCUCCGAUAACAACUGCGAUGACAUCGAGCACAAUGACCGCGACUACCUCUGGACCGGCAGCUGCGAUGAUCAUGAUGGCCAACGGGUGCAAGGAGAACGGCGACAAAUCGGCCGAUUGCGAUCGAUGGCCGAUUCUCCCUGCUCCGCAACAGCAUCAUCCCUCUACCAACGCCCCAUCUACAGCUCCAUCAUACAGCCUCCCCCCCUUCCAAAGCACCUAUCGCGACACAUCCUCAUCGGGGCUUCCUGCAUCUCCACCGAGCUCGGCCGGUACGACUCUUCCGCCUCCAAUCCCUUCCACGACUGGGCACGCAACCGCACCCUUAACAGCAACUACAACCGCUGCAUCUUCACCGUACUUCCCUGCGACUCCUUCACCGUCGAACUCAAACUCAAACCACCGCUUACAAGCUGUACAACCCUGGCCAACAUCCCGACAGCCUCCUCCUCCGCCAUAUUCCCAGUCACUCCCUUCGCUCAAUCUGGCCGCCCAGCAGAGCUUCCCCCUACCUCCUCUCCAGCCGAGUCUAACCCACUGCGGCCAAGCACACGGACAUGGACAUGGACAUGGCCAGGGUCAUGGGCUUGGGCACGGUCAUGUACAUGGCUCAAGCAACAGGACCCCUCCCCUCGCGCAAUCAAGACUGGAUCUAGGCUCGUUCCUGGCGCCGCCGCUUUCCCAGCAACAGUACCCCCAGCAGCAGCAGCAGCAGCAGCAACAUCAACAUCAACAGCAACAGCAACAACCAUCAUCUAGACAUGUCUCGCCAUACAUGUCUUAUGAUGGAGCCAAUGCCAAUCCUCUAUGGCUGAGCAGUUUAAGUGGAGAAGACGUGCUCGCCUUUGUCGAGGCAGACAGCUUUGAUAAGUGGUCUACGACUAUACCUACGUCAAACGGCCCGCCUUCUCCAGCUUCGUUGUCUAACAUGAACGGCCACUAUCAAACCAACGGCAACGGCAACAGCAACGGCUGUGGCAGUGCCAACGGAUGGCUAGGUCUAAUCUGGAACGAAUAUACCCAUUAA
Arthroderma uncinatum is the source of this 3639-nucleotide messenger RNA. RefSeq names its product C6 transcription factor. Bases 1 to 3639 code for a protein of 1212 amino acids. Gene Ontology annotation, biological process: regulation of DNA-templated transcription; DNA-templated transcription. The record is from RefSeq and is a predicted model, not a curated record. NCBI's taxonomy places the organism in Eukaryota, Fungi, Ascomycota, Eurotiomycetes, Onygenales, Arthrodermataceae. Gene Ontology annotation, cellular component: nucleus. The transcript has 2 exons. Gene Ontology annotation, molecular function: zinc ion binding; DNA-binding transcription factor activity, RNA polymerase II-specific; DNA binding.